Molecule: messenger RNA, 1138 nt
Organism: Tigriopus californicus
Lineage: Eukaryota; Metazoa; Arthropoda; Copepoda; Harpacticoida; Harpacticidae
Exons: 4
Coding region: 131-1021 (296 amino acids)
Source: RefSeq, a predicted model, not a curated record
ACUGACUGAGAGUUAAGUUUUAAGUGGGUUUGGCUGGUAGUCUGAACGUGAAUGAAGGAAGAGACGGUGCUAAAAGUCGUCAGUCAAUAAGUCUAAGAUCCAAUAUCCCUACUGCCAUUACAUCUUUACCAUGAGAGAUUUACCAACCUUUAUGGCAAUGAUUACAUUGCCAGUAACGAUUGCCUUACUGAUGCUCUGUCAACCAAGUCAAGGCCAAGAAAACAAUGAAGUGUUUGACCACAACGACCAACACUGCCAUGAUGUGUCGGUUUGGGGAGAAGUGGAGUUUGAGGACCAAGAAUGUCUCAAAUGCAAAACCGAAUUCGAAAAGCAAUGUGAAACCGUGACCAGGAACGUAUGCCAUCAACUGCCAACCACAGAUUGCAAACUGGUCCCAUUUACCAAAUGUGAAAUGUAUAUGGAACAAGCUAAAUAUAACGAGACCAUAGUCAUCCCAGACAGCGAAUAUGUUCCCUGGCAAUGUGAAAAUGUAACCGUAGAGGAAACCCACAUCAAACUGAUGCCUCAAUGUGUGGAUGUCACCAGGCAAGAUUGUGUGACCAAAUGGGAAUUUGCGCCCACAGGAGAGAAGAUUUGGGCUGGAAAUGAGUUGUGUACGCCCAUCACAUGGAAGAAUUGCACAUUGAUUCAAGUCCCCAAAUUGUUCAAUCAAACUUACACCAAAUGCGAGAGGACUGGCAUGGCCAUUCCCACGAUGAAAUGCGAACUUGAGGUCAAGACGAGGAUGAUUACGGGCAUGAGAUGCGAAGUGGGUGUGGCGGCCGAUUGUAAGACGAGUAGCAUGGAGCAAUGUGUGGACAUUACUUAUCAAGAGUGCAAAGAGUUGCCCAUGCCCUUGGAGUGCAAAUCCAGCACACUCCGGGUCCCAUUCCAACCCAAGAUCCAUCGAGUGAAGUGCUUGCUCAGAGACAAUAACGAGGCUCCGGAAUUGGCCGUGGAAGAGUCUGCGAGUGCUGCCGACGAAAAACUGAAUGGGCCAAAUGGGGUUGAGGGACAAUGAGAUGCUCUAAUACUCGUAUGACUCAUUUAUCAUAUGUAAAAAGUGCUUUAAAAAGAACACCCAAAAUGAAUUGCAAAUUGAUCUGCCCGUGAAAUAUAUUCGCCCACAUUCCAGCGA